GAAAGCAGAUGAAAGACGGAAUUGGCUCCGAAGCGCGCUGAGAGAAUCAAUUUCUCUUUCAAGAGUUGAAAUCCGAUAGGGAUUGAGCAGAAAUUUUUUGAUUAAAUUCCUGUCACAGUUCGAAAUCUCCUUCUAUCUCACGCGAUAAACGCUUUUGAUGAUCAAGGUCCAAAAGUUGGAAAAUGAGCAAUCGUUACAGUAAAUCCAACUCGGGCAAUCGUUAUCAUGAAUACAAUUUGCAAACUGGAUGGAAGAGUAAUCGCUACUAUGAAUACAACAAAUCAAACUCAGGAAGUUCUAAGAAAAUGAAAGAGUUACUACUGAAAAGUGAUAACCAGGUGUGCGCUGAUUGUGAUGCUCCAGAUCCUAAAUGGGCGUCAGCUAAUAUUGGGGUUUUUUUAUGCUUAAAAUGCUGUAGCAUUCACAGAAAUCUUAGCUCUGAUAUUUCCAAGGUCUUGUCUGUGACUUUGGAUGAGUGGUCUGAGGAAGACAUUGACUCGAUGUUUGAGGUUGGUGGAAACUCUUCUGCCAAUGCAAUCUAUGAGGCUUAUAUUCCUAAAGGAAUUUCAAAACCUAAACCAAAUGCAAGCAUUGAGGAGCGCACAAAGUUUAUCAGAUCUAAGUACGAAUUCCAAGAAUUUUUGAAACCAAGCUUGCGGAUGGUUUCUUCCAAGAGCUCCUUCAAGUCUUGUGCUUCUGGAGUAGAUUUAGAUUCAUUCUACAGUCCAGCCACUUCAAGAAAUGCUGCAGAUGCAUCAAUAUCUGUUGGAACUUUGAAGGUCAAAGUGGUUAGAGGAAUAGAUUUGGCUAUUAGGGACUUCAGAUCCAGUGAUCCUUAUGUUGUUUUAGCACUUGGGCAGCAGAAGGUUCGGACUUCAGUAAAACAAAGUAAUUUGAAUCCAGUUUGGAAUGAGGAGCUGAAGUUAACUGUUCCUCAACUUUGUGGAGCACUUAAGCUGCAAGUCUAUGACCACGACAUGUUCUCCGCGGACGACAUCAUGGGCGAAGCGGAGGUCGAUCUCCAGCCAUUCAUUGCCGCCGCAACAGUAUUUGGCGACGAAGAGCUGCUUGAUGAUAUGCAAGUUGGGAGAUGGCUGAAGUCAAGUGACAAUGCUUUGAUAAAAGAUAGCACCAUCAACAUCAUCAGUGGAAAACUAAAGCAAGAGAUAUAUCUAAAGCUUCAGAACGUUGAGAGUGGAGAACUGGAGCUUGAAUUGGAGUGGAUUCCUCUGCACCCUUAAAAUUUUAUUUUGUGGCUGAUAAUUUGGAAUUCACCAAAUUGAUUUGAUCUCGUUUACAUAAAUCAAAGGUGGCUCUUUUUUUUUUUCCUCGGAUGGCUAUUUGUGUAUAUGUAUUUUUGUAGGUUAGUUCUGUGUUUAGCAGAAAGUUUCAUAUAAUGUCUCUCAUUCAUCUUUGAAUUGGAACUUCAUUAGUUUUGCAGGGUUUGAAAU
This is a messenger RNA of Phalaenopsis equestris, 1451 nucleotides long. RefSeq names its product ADP-ribosylation factor GTPase-activating protein AGD12-like. The record is from RefSeq and is a predicted model, not a curated record. NCBI's taxonomy places the organism in Eukaryota, Viridiplantae, Streptophyta, Magnoliopsida, Asparagales, Orchidaceae. Gene Ontology annotation, molecular function: GTPase activator activity; phospholipid binding. Bases 183 to 1241 code for a protein of 352 amino acids. The transcript has 10 exons.